This is a messenger RNA of Morus notabilis, 1515 nucleotides long. RefSeq lists its product as uncharacterized. The transcript is spliced from 8 exons. The record is from RefSeq and is a predicted model, not a curated record. Lineage: Eukaryota; Viridiplantae; Streptophyta; Magnoliopsida; Rosales; Moraceae. The coding region runs from base 137 to 922 and encodes 261 amino acids.
CUCUCUCUCUCUCUCUUCAGAAAUCAAAGAGACAAGGCUCCUUGAGAGCCAAAGCCAACUCUGUCUUUGCAUUCCGAUUGAAUAACGUCCUGAACAAACCUGAAUUUGUUCUGAGUUUGUACGACAUCGAAAAGACAUGGAAAGAAAGAAAGAAAUAAUGGUAAAUGUAGCUAAGAAGAUAGUCGACAACAUAAGCGCGAUGUCUUUUGUAAAUUUAGACGACCAACAACUGCAUUCUCUCAUGAUGAUGAGAGAAAUAGCGCGUGGUGUUGUUGAUAACAGAGUUGAAAAGGUUACCAAGGAUGAUCUGAAAACAAUACUCUCUUCUAGUAUUGACAAGAUGGUGGGUUCAUGUAAGGAUGUCAAUAACAUUUUGAGUAAGAUGCCUUGUGACAAUAUGGAUGAACAGCAGACGCAAUCGGUGUCGCGAAUGAAAGAGAUUGCGUCGACGAUUGUUACUAAUCGAGCUAAACUUGCAACCACCUGUCACCGUGAAAUUCAUGAACCUGUGGAAUUGGUUAAUGGAGUUGAUGAAGAGACCGUGGUUAGUAACGUGGGAAUUAAAGAUAUAGAUCCUGAGGAGAUUCAAAGGAGAUUAUUUGGAAAUGAUACACACGCAGAGCCUACAAACAGUGUCUCCUAUACUUUUGGUGGGUGGAUGGGCCCUGGGGUCGACUUUGAGGCGUUGGGAAUUUCUAAUCCUCCUUCUUGGAGUGUUAACUUGCCGGAUGGUGCAGGUGGCACCAAAGAUGUCCAAGUUCCAAAGGCCCCUUUAGGCAGUGUGGUAGAAGGAAUGCCUCUAUCUGCGUACUUACCGGAGCCUCACAGGUCUGCCUUUGAGUAUCUCUUGGAGCUCAUUGCCGCCCUCAAACAUAUGAUUUCAACAAGACCGGAGAGUCCAAACGGAGUUGAAAAACAAUGAGGCAGACUUCAAGCCAAAGGAGCAUAACUAACAGCGUGCCAAAACUUAGUGCAUGAUGAGAAGUGGCUAGUUUAGAAUGUGAUUUGGAGCGGAAUCAGCAAUGUAGAGUACCAGGCUCUGGCUGCUUCUGUUCGGCUAACUUCUAAUGCUAUCAUUACAAAAGGUGCAUAGAUCAUAGUUCCUAGAAUUGGCCUACGGCCACGAAUUUUGUCACCUUUUUUUUUUUUUUUUUUUUUUUUAUAAAAAGUAAAACUUGGUUAGUUUUGGAUGAUCUUGUCUGCGAUGCCGACUGGCUUAUACAUUUAGAAUAGAAUUUAUGACCGUUUAAUUUUCUCGUGUAUCCUUCUUUUAGGGUCCAAUAUAUUUUACUAAGGAGAGAGCCUGUUUGAAUCCAAAUUAUGUGUGUAGUAUUUUUUUUUUUUUUUUUCAGUUGGAUUCUUAUUUAGUUUAACGGAAUUUGUAAUGUUUGAGCAUUGUGUUUGAUCAUAUUUUGGCAGCCUCCAGUUGAUCAGAUUAGUUAAAUGCCCUGACUAACAUGGAUGGAAUUUUGGACAAUAAACGAAAUUUGGCCCUCCAUUGAGCUUUCCUGAUAG